UUAGUUUGUCGGUAAUAUCUCUCUGAUAUAUAUAUAUUUUAAACACAUAAGUAGACUAGACAACACAGCAAUAAUUAUUGUGAUUGUCAUUAUCUUUCAAAAUAGAACAAAAUGAUAUUUACGUAUCUGUUUUAAAUAUUUAUUACGCUAUCACUGAUAAUGGCUCAGAAAUUCGUCAUACGUUUUUAUUCUAAUUAUUAAAAUGGAAGAUGCUGUUAAUAUACAGGAUAGUAAAUUAGUAAAAAUGGGCGCUAGUAGUAAUGUUAAUGUAGCUAGAAUAGCAGCUCUUCAAGAAAGAAAAAAGCAAAUUGAAGAUUCACUUGCUAAACGUAAUCAAGAAUUGAGGCAGCUAUGUAUCCAGGAAGCCGAGUUAACAGGUAUAACACCACCAGAAAUGCCACUAGAACCAGGAGAGACUCUCCCGUUGAUAAGGAGACGCAUGAAAACAGCUUUUGAAUUACCUGAAAAUUUGGUAGUAAAUGCUAAUAAAGAUACAUUAAUUACCAAUUUAGAACUGCAAAUCCAACUACAUGCAAAUUUGGCAGAAGCUGCCUUAGGGCUGGCUAAUGAACAAAGUAUUAGUAAGACUGUAAAACGUCAGCACAGAGCUGAGUAUCAAAAACAUAAAAGCCAAUGCAUUGCCUUACAAGAAAAAUUGGCUUUAUUAAAGGAACGAUCAACAGCUGAGCAAUAUAAACAAAAGAAGAAACCACGUGCCUCUGAACAAAAAGAGGAUACUGUAUCCAUAAACACUAACUUUAAUGAUCCUUUUCUUAAAUCAGAUGUUCGUCACAGUGUACGUUCUGUAAAACAGAAUUUACCCAGUCCAAGUGAGAGUUGUGUUGACCAAAGGUAUGCUCAUGUAAUGCCAAGACAUACGUACAGAAAUACUGAAAUACAUUUUACUGACAACCAGCCUUUAAGGCAAGAGGAGAGUUUAAAUUCAGGAUUUUAUAGACUGAGCUUAAAUGGAUAUAAUAAAUAUAUGGAAAGACGUGAGAAAGUAAAUAACAUGCAUUCAGUUCCAAAUUAUAAUACGUACUCAAACUCUAUUCCCUAUAACUUGUCACACAAUUCCUUGCAGCCACACAGUCAGCAGCAUAGUCCGCAUUUUCAACAAAGUAGUCCACAUGCAUCCCAGCAUAGUCCUCUUAUGUCUCAGCAUAGCCCACAUUCUUCCCAGCAUAGUCCUCUUGCAUCUCAUCACACUCCUCACAUGGCACAACAAAGCCCUCGUUUUUCCCAACAUAAUCCACAACAGCACAGCCCACAGUUAUUACAGUACAGCCCUCAACUUGCUCAUCAACGCCCUGCUGUGUAUAACCAUUCUAAUUAUGCCACAGAUAUCAAUAAAUUUGCUAUGGGGAGCAACCAUUUUUCAAAUACCCAUCUGCAUAGACAAUCUAGCCCUCCUAUUCCUCAAAAGUCACAAUAUUUUACUUCCCAUACUAUCCAUGGUCAACCAACCUAUAGACAUUAUCAGAGUGAAAGUACUUACAGAAAUUCCCAUCAAAUACAACCUCAUCAGCAGUAUGAACAUAUGGGGAUUAUGACUAUGGGAUUGGGCGGUUGCUGGAAAAAAUCUGAAAAUGGAGAAUUAGUCUGGUAUAAUUCAAACACUAUUGAUGUCAACUGGCAAAAAGAUAAGAGAUUUGGCAGUUUAGACAGAAGAAAAAAUAAGAGGAUUCAUAAAAGAAUAUCUCCGUCUAUAGAUAACAAUUCCAGUGUUUCUAACUAUCCAGAUCAAGUUAGAAACGCUUCAGUGAAAUCACAGAUUGCAAACCGACGAACACAGGACAACGGACAAUUAGUUCGUACUCAAUCGUUAGGUAGUGUAGGUAUUCAAACAAUAGACAGUGUUUAUCCAAGUGAUGAUAAUUCUUCCUGUGAAAGUGACAAUCGAAGCAUUAAUGAUGUUAAUCAAAUACUUCGUAAACAUAAGGAGAAGGAAUGGUUAGAAACAUCUUUAGAUGGACCAGUUUCUUCGACACAAACGUCAACUAGUUCUUUGCAGCCAGUAAAUCUCUCAGUAUUGUCUCCUGAAGAGAAAUACGUUGUGCAUUCACCACCUCAACCGGCGCCUCCCUUAUCAAUAUCUAAACCUCCAUUGGAAAUACCUGCAGAGUCAAAUCCCUCUCCUCGAUUGUCAGAAACCAAUUUAGAGUUAUUCAAUAACAACAUACCAAAAAAUUGCACCAUCGUACAAGCAGGACAUUGUAAGCCUUAUCACGAAGAAACAAAACCUUUUGAAAUGUCAGAUUUUUAUAAAUACUCGACGAAAUUUAAAAAAUCCCCUAUUAAAGGAGAAAAUGAAAACUCAGUCAACACUGUCCAUAAUAGUGGAAAUAUUGCUAAAAACUUGAAUGAAACGUUUGAGGAAUUAUCCCAGAGUACUUAUCCUGCUCCUGCUAAAUGUCAACCGUACGCUAGCAGCAGUGUUGGAAAUUUGGAUAAUAGUGCCAACUUAAAUACAAGUAUUGAUCUGGGCCAUAUAACUGUUUCUGACCAUUUUUCUGCAGAAAUGAAUGCUUGGUACAAAGAUCAGCAAAAAAAUAAUAACAAUACAGGAAAUGUUUCGAAAAGUAGAUCUACUGCUACUUUAGUAUGACUUUAGUUAGUAGGAAAGUGGAAAGUACAAUGCAAUAAAACUAUGUUUACAUGUUUGUACAAUAAAUUAUAUAUAUAUUUUAGGUAUAUUAUAUAUUUUUUAUAUUUGAUAUGGAUGGCUAAUGUUUAUAGUAUUAAAAUUUUUAAGAUGUGUAUAGUAUAUUUGAAUGUUGUAAAUGGAUAUUUUAAGAUAUAUAAAUUAAUUCAUUUGUGAUGCCAUUUUAAUAUUAUGAAGGAUCAAAUGUAAAAUUUAUAGGCUCAAAUUUGAUAUUUUAUAUAGCAAAAAAAUAUUUCCUAAGAAUAUUUUGCCAUUAAGAAAGGAACUGGAAAAAUAUUGAGAUAAGAAAUUUUGGCCUCUUAGCAGUGAUACUUGCGUUAAAGUUCUGAUGUUUUUAUUGAUGUUACAAAUCAAUUUUAUCUUAUGUUAAUUUAAUAUAUAAGACUUUGAUCUCACAUUUUAUAAACAGUGUAAAUGUUACAUUGCAUAAAAAAUUGCAUUUCCGGUUCUGUUUUAAAUAUGUCUUAAAAUGUUUUAAUGAUUUUGCUGUUUUGUUUAAAUUUUUUAGCUCAUAAAUUUAAGUAUUUAAGUAUAUAUUCAAUAUAUUUUAAAUGAUUGUAUAUUGGUUGUGAAUCAAAGCAAUAUUUUAGGUUUCUUUAUCUGAAGCUGAGCAUUGGGCCUUUUUAAAAUAAGGGUCUGUAUAGUAACGGUUUUUAUACUUAAUAGAGUUU
Molecule: messenger RNA, 3336 nt
Organism: Anoplophora glabripennis (Asian longhorned beetle)
Lineage: Eukaryota; Metazoa; Arthropoda; Insecta; Coleoptera; Cerambycidae
Exons: 10
Coding region: 203-2608 (801 amino acids)
Biological process (GO): establishment of epithelial cell polarity
Source: RefSeq, a predicted model, not a curated record